AUGUCUCCGUACAGAUUGGUGUUUGCAAAAGCUUGCCACUUGCCCGUCGAGCUCGAGCAUAAGGCGUACUGGGCUAUCAAGAAGCUGAACUUUGAUCUAAAAACUGCUGGAGAGAAGCGCCUGUUGCAACUAAAUGAGCUCGACGAGAUUAGGCUUAAUGCCUAUGAAAAUGCCCGGAUUUAUAAGGAGAAAACCAAGAAGUGGCACGAUCACCACAUACUGAGAAGAGAGUUCAAGGUGGGAGAGAAGGUAUUACUUUUCAACUCACGCCUUAAACUCUUCCCUGGAAAAUUAAAGUCAAGGUGGUCCGGACCAUUUACGGUGACCAAAGUGUACCCACAUGGUGCAAUCGAGAUUCUUCGUGAUCAAGGGGCGUUUAAGGUGAAUGCUCAGAGGCUCAAGCACUAUAUUGAAGGGGUUUCCGUCCUGGAAAUCUCAACAUAUCAUCUGGAAUGA
Linum trigynum is the source of this 456-nucleotide messenger RNA. The record is from the annotation of a GenBank genome assembly. NCBI's taxonomy places the organism in Eukaryota, Viridiplantae, Streptophyta, Magnoliopsida, Malpighiales, Linaceae.